UCUUGGUUAUAGGGGGUGUGUUGCUGGAAGUGCCGUGCUUUCAGACUGAUCGUCGUAGCAGCGUCAUGGCCGGUAAGAGAGCCCUGGUGAUCCUGGCCAAGGGGGCCGAGGAGAUGGAGACCGUCAUACCCACCGAUGUGAUGAGGAGAGCCGGGAUCAUUGUGACGGUUGCGGGAUUGACGGGGAAAGAUCCGGUUCAGUGCAGCAGAGACGUGGUCAUCUGUCCUGACACCAGCCUAGAGGAAGCCCGGACAAAGGGCCCGUAUGAUGUUGUAGUGCUCCCCGGAGGUAAUCUCGGUGCCCAGAACCUGUCGGAGUCUCCUGCAGUGAAGGAGGUUUUACAAGAACAAGAUGCCAAGAAGGGUUUCAUUGCUGCAAUAUGUGCUGGUCCAACUGCGCUGCUGGCUCAUGGAGUAGGAUUUGGAAGAAGUGUGACUACACAUCCCCUGGCUAAAGACAAAAUGAUGACUGGAGAUCACUACAAGUACUCUGAAAAUAGAGUGGAGAGGGAUGGACAUUUCAUCACCAGUCGUGGACCUGGCACCAGUUUUGAAUUUGCCUUGGCCAUUGUGGAUGCCUUGUUGGGAAAAGAUGUGGUUGAUCAAGUAAAGGCCCCAUUGGUUCUUAAAGAUUAAGUCCUCCCAUAGACAGUGGGUGGCAUACUUUGCACUUGUAGUGGAGAUGAGCAGUCCCUCGUAUUCAGACCUUCUUUUGAAGGCAGUUCCAGAUAAUUUAUCUUGAGCUUUCUGUACCAAACGGUCCAUUAAUUCUUCACCUGAUCUCUAGUGAUAUUGCACUCAAACUGUAGCACUUAAUACUAUAAAGAUCUGCUGGUGUUAACGGCAGUGAUGAGACGUAUGAGGUGUGUCUGAUCGGGAAUAAACCUAAAAAAGAG
Molecule: messenger RNA, 895 nt
Organism: Bufo gargarizans (Asiatic toad)
Lineage: Eukaryota; Metazoa; Chordata; Amphibia; Anura; Bufonidae
Product: Parkinson disease protein 7 homolog
Exons: 6
Coding region: 66-635 (189 amino acids)
Biological process (GO): guanine deglycation, glyoxal removal; protein deglycation, glyoxal removal
Cellular component (GO): nucleus; cytosol
Molecular function (GO): protein deglycase activity
Source: RefSeq, a predicted model, not a curated record